CGCUGUUUAUACCACAGGCAAAGCCUACUCACGCACAAUAUGCACACACUGUCCCAGCCUCCAGCACCAUCCACGGGCAUUGGAUCAAUCUGCCUGGGCGAACACACAGACAUACCCACAGUCAGAGAGAGGGAGUCUUUUCUUUGACAGAAGAAUCCCAGCUCUCUCAGACAGAAUCAGAACUGGAAUGUAGACUAGUCUUAAACUCCAGGCUGUAAACUUCAUUCCUGGGAGCUCAAGUAAACCAACAACUCAAUGAGUGGAUCGAUGAUUUAAUGGAUUGGAUAAAUUGAUAACUGAAAUCAAUCAACUCCUCAGUGCAACACAUUUUUGGGGGUACGACCGAUUGAUGGGCGAGUCCACCGUGGCUGACAGUGCGCAUUGAACAGUCCACUGGUAAAAUACUCAGCUGUCGCGCAGAGGAGCGGAGAAGAACAGUCAGUGAAGUCCAGAGACAGUCACUCGGACAAGAGAGCCAGGUGUGAGAGGUCAUUGCCAUGGGGAAGGACUACUAUAAGAUGCUGGGUAUUCCUAAGGGUUCUAGCGAGGAGGAGAUCAAGAAGGCAUAUCGCCGCAUGGCGCUGAGGUUCCACCCAGACAAGAACACAGACGCUAAUGCAGAGGAUAAGUUUAAAGAGAUCGCUGAGGCCUACGAAGUUCUGAGUGACCCCAAGAAGAGGGUAAUCUACGACCAGCUAGGAGAGGAGGGUCUGAAGGCGGGGGGGCAGAGUGGUCAGUCUGGGGUUCCUGGCGGGUCAUACCACUACACCUUCCAUGGGGACCCCCACGCCACCUUCGCAUCCUUCUUUGGCGGCUCCAACCCCUUCGACAUGUUCUUUGGACCACACCGCAACCACCAUAACCGCUCCAACGGCUUCCACUCCAAGGUCCCCAACCACCACAAUGACCAUGACAUGGAAACCGACUUGGAUGAGGAUGACCCCUUCACCUCAUUCACACACUUCGGCUUCCCCGGGGGGGUCAACGGCUUCCCUGGCCAUGUCGGGGGCAGGAGGAGGGGAGUGCAGUCGGAACGUCUGGCGGGGUCCAGGAGGCAGCAGGACCCCCCGGUGGUCCAUGAGCUGAAGGUAUCUCUGGAGGAGAUCUUCCAUGGUUGCACCAAGCGGAUGAAGAUCACCAGGAGGAGGCUGAACCCUGAUGGCAGGAGCAGCCAGACAGAGGAUAAGAUCCUGAACAUCGUGAUAAAGAGGGGAUGGAAGGAGGGCACCAAGAUCACCUUCCCUAAGGAGGGGGACGAGACACCAGAGAACAUUCCAGCAGACAUCGCCUUUGUGCUCAAAGACAAAGGACAUGCCCACUUUAGGAGGGAUAGCUCCAAUAUCAUCUACACCUGCAAUAUCAGUCUGAAGGAGGCGCUGUGUGGCUGUACGGUGAACAUUCCCACCCUGGAUAACCGCGUCAUCCCGCUACCCUGCCAUGACGUCAUAAAGCCGGGGACGGUAAAGAGGCUGAGGGGGGAGGGCCUGCCCCUCCCUAAGAGCCCCACCCAGCGCGGCGACCUCAUAGUGGAGUUCACGGUUCGCUUCCCAGACAGGAUCCCUCCCCAGUCAAGAGAGAUCAUCAGACAACACCUGCCCCAGUCUUAGGACAACACCCCAUCGCCCACGGACAAUUAUAUUUUUAAGGGAAAGUUUUAUUUUUGUCUAGAAAUGACGGAAGUGCCAAGAGGAACUGCAGUUUAAGGUUGUUUUUGUUAAUUUUUUUAUCUUUCUGCCCAAGCGCACACGGACAUGGCGGAGUGAUACGGAGGAAUGGCUCAGCGCAGCUUUGGCUUUUACCAGAACUUUUCUUAAUGCUCUUUUUUUCCUACAGACUUAUCAAGGGUUUUAUACAUCCCCUGCCUUUCCUCCUCUUCUUUUGGAUGGGAUGAGAGGAACACUUUAUUUGAAAAAGAAUAGCUUGUCCAGGAUUUUCCAGAGGAAAGUUGAAAGUGUAUUAUUUUGUUUAUCUACACCCAACCAGCAGCUUCAGUCUGUGCUCCCCUAUUUUACCCCAAUAAGCUGUUUCAAAUGUUUAAUAAAGCAUCAUGUGUGAACUGUAUAGGUUAUCUGCUGGACAAGGCCACUGCUACGACAGCAGACACUACCCCCACCUCCUCCCAGUGCCUAACCAUUAACAUAGUUUGGCAAGCAUGUCUUCAGAUUUGGAUUUGCUUGUUAUAAUCAGCACUCAGUGCAAAUGAGCAUGUAAUUGUUGACGGUUUGGUUUCAACAUGGUGUACAGUUUGUUGUAUUUGUGACUGGCUGAGACCCCCAGCAGCCCAGCUGUGUGUAAUCCACUAUGGGUCAUCAUAUUAGUACCUCAGGAGGUUCAUCCAGGCAUCUCAUCUAUAGGUGCUUUGCUCCCUGUGGUGUUUGUGUCUCAGAGGGAAUGACUGAGUCUUUAAUAACUGCCUUUAAGCUCUCCACGACUCACUGAGGGACUGGUAAGUGCCUUAACCUGAAGACACACACACACGACUCCCCCAUUCCUACAGAAACCCUAUGGACCUGUCAAGUACCAGGGAUGCACCAGGAUUCAUACUCAAUGUGAAUAACUAUUGUAAUGGCUGAUAGUGUCCACAGGAUGAACACAGAGAAUAUAGUCAUUUCUAUGAACCUUUAUAAUAGGUUUUGUAAAACACUUUCAAUGUAAACCUGCCCAGAGAGUCAUGAAUGUUCUGCUGUGGAUGUUGUCUGUGGGUAGUAUACUGGGAGUGACACUGUAUGCAGUGCUUAAAGUCAUGCAGUGAAAUAGAUUCUGGUACUUGUUUUGGGUGCCAGUACUGUUUAUAUUUAGGAGCAGAAACACUGCAAUAUUUUAAAGUUGAUAUUCUAUAGGUGCUGCUACUCAAGCAGUAAAAAAAUGAGGUACUGGUACUCAGUACCAGUGUGUUCCAGCACAAGUCAAGCACUGACUGUUUUGGUGCUGCAGUGAUCAUCUGUACUACGCUGAUGGACCUAUCAGUCUGGCACUGGUAACAUGAUACAUCUAUUCAGGACUAUCAAAUGGAGACCCUUUUCUUGGUCCACUUUUUGCCAGCUGUGAUAUGUGUUCAAUUGAAAGAAUGUGGACAUUGAAGGAAUCUGUCAGGACUGGUUGAUACUGUAGUGGUUGUUCCCUGUCUAUAGGUAAUGCCAAGAGAUACAGAACAGACACAGAUUGGCAAACAUCUGAGGAAUUCCAUCUUGAUCUAAUAAUGCCUGUCAAUCAGAGAAGCUGCAGGGUCGCUGGAUGGGGGUGGGGCUAAAGUAGGAAGUGAGCAUUGGCAUGGUGCUGUGUGAGAAUGUGGUUUUUCCACAACUUCUGUACUUUUGACAAAGUUUCUCGUGUAAAUUGAAUUUUACAAUGACAACCAAUAAACCAAAUACUGAGCAGUG
Molecule: messenger RNA, 3380 nt
Organism: Salmo salar (Atlantic salmon)
Lineage: Eukaryota; Metazoa; Chordata; Actinopteri; Salmoniformes; Salmonidae
Source: RefSeq, a predicted model, not a curated record